Messenger RNA from Elgaria multicarinata webbii, 3237 nucleotides. It is a transcript of the gene ABHD6, whose product is annotated as abhydrolase domain containing 6, acylglycerol lipase. The record is from RefSeq and is a predicted model, not a curated record. Gene Ontology annotation, cellular component: mitochondrion. Gene Ontology annotation, molecular function: monoacylglycerol lipase activity. NCBI's taxonomy places the organism in Eukaryota, Metazoa, Chordata, Lepidosauria, Squamata, Anguidae. The transcript has 9 exons. The coding region runs from base 141 to 1154 and encodes 337 amino acids. Gene Ontology annotation, biological process: acylglycerol catabolic process.
GGGAGGCGCUGGUGCGGCUGUUCAAGGGGCUCGAGCCCCGGGUCAGCGGAAGCAAGUGCAGCGAGGACAGGCAGCGCGGUGGACCCGGAGCGCGAGGAGCCUUGUGGCGCAAGGUGAGACAAAGCAGUGAAGCCCGCAAGAUGGACCUUGAUGUGCUAAACAUGUUUGUGAUUGCGGGGGGCACACUGGCCAUUCCCAUUCUGGCAUUUGUAGCAUCUUUCCUCCUGUGGCCUUCAGCACUGAUCAGAAUAUACUACUGGUAUUGGCGUCGAGCGCUGGGCAUGCAAGUUAGAUAUGUGAACUACGACGGCUACCAGUUUUGCUAUUCCUACCGAGGGAGACCCGGCCACAGAGUCUCUGUGCUCAUGCUGCAUGGAUUCUCUGCCCACAAAGAUAUGUGGCUCUCUGUAGUCAAGUUCCUUCCGAAGAACCUGCACUUGAUUUGUGUUGACAUGCCGGGUCAUGAGGGCACUACACGGUCAUCCCUGGAUGACUUCUCCAUCUAUGGGCAAGUGAAAAGGAUACACCAGUUUGUUGAAUGUAUCAAUCUGAACAGAAAACCCUUUCAUCUAGUCGGAACCUCGAUGGGUGGGAAUGUUGCUGGUGUUUACGCUGCUGAAUACCCAGCGGAGAUCUGCAGCUUAAGUCUUGUCUGUCCUGCAGGGCUGCCAAAUGCACAAGAAAGCAAAUUUAUUAAGCAACUGCGGGGACUGAAGGAGUCCGAGAGCAUGGACAGGAUUCCUUUAAUUCCAUCCACCCCUGAGGAAAUGGCAGACAUGAUGAAGCUCUGUUCUUACGUUCGCUUCAAAGUGCCCCAGCAGAUCUUGCAGGGCCUCGUUGAUGUUCGCCUCCCACACAAUGACUUUUACCGAAAAUUAUUUUUAGAGAUUGUAGAUGAAAAGUCAAGAAACUCCCUUUAUGAAAGCAUGAGCAAGAUCAAAGCCACAACGCAGAUCAUCUGGGGAAAACAAGAUCAGGUUCUGGAUGUUUCGGGAGCAGAUGUUUUAGCAAAAUCGAUUCCUGACUGCCAAGUACACAUUCUGGAAAACUGUGGACACACUGUGGUCGUGGAACGGCCCAGAAAAACAGCAAAGCUCCUUCUUGAGUUUUUAGCUGCAGUGCAGAAUGUGGAGAACAAUAAGAAGCUGGCUUGAACGUCCACCACCACCAAGUUGACCCCUUAAGCUAGAUGUUUCAGCUGUGAUGAAAUACUACUAAUUUAAUCAAUUCUCAGGGAUCUUCUUAGACAGAACUUGGUGACUGUGCCAAAAUCCCUGAUGAAACCAGAAUAAUUGAAAUAUUUAACAUGUAGGUCUGUCAGUGCGUUGGCUCAUGGGAUCCUGAGCAAUCUACAGAUAUGUGUGUUGUUGAUAAAGUCCAAUAAAGUUUGCAUUAUCCAGAUACUUUGGGAGGAGCAAAAGACCCAUCAGGUAGAUCUGUGACUCCACUAACUUAACCUUCAGGUACGAUCAAUUUGUUUUGGAUAAUGCUUUAAUUGCUUUUCCAACUUUGGCUGGAAAAUGUGCAUGUUAGCGAGAUAAAGUAGGAAGAAGGUGGCAGGCCUGCCAUAUCUAGUCAAUGCGCCCAUUUCCUAGUCUGUCUUUGGCAAUGUUUCAUUAGAUUUUAAAUCUAGAUCAUGAGGAAAAAAGUCCAAAGAGGGACAGAUCUUGCAAAUCUCUUGAACUAUCUGGAAAAUAUGCACCCUACCUAUCCAUUGGGCUUUACCUAUAGCAUACAUGUAAUAUAAUUAUUUAUAUAAUAUAUAAACUAGAAUAUGACCUGAAAUCAGAAAAUUCUGUAUCAUGGAAUGUACUGGCCACUCCUAGGUUUAUGCAGCUAUGUUAUGUGAUCUAGCAUAAUAUCCGGCUAAUUGGAAUGUAGAUGUCAAUGACAUUUGUUUAAAAUAUAUAGGAAGUAUGGUAUGGAGCAAAACGUCAUAGACUGAGAGCUAUGGUACGUUUCCACCUCUUGGUAUAUACGGCUUUGCAUGUCGAGCAAUAGUUACAAAAGAUUCUGACGAUCCAGAUGUCUGCUAAAUUGCUGUUUAUGUAGCUCAUUAAUUUAUGAUUUCAGCAGAGAAGGAAAGCAACACAUCAAUUUUUAACGAUUUGGAAGUUUCAUAGACUGUGCAACUCUGCGUGUUUACGCUGAUUAUGGAUGAGUUUUUGUAUUCCUCCACAGCUCUGUUAUGUAUGUACUGCCUUAAUAGUCAGCGAUGCUGAAAUAUUGGUAUCACCUGGCCUGACUUUAAUCAUGAUGUGUUCUGUGAUCAAUUGUGGUAUUCAAACAGUUUUGGAGUAAUUGGUUUAGGUGUUCAAGUUUAAGGGGCAAUUCACUUACUAAAUACUGCACACACAUGCGCGCGCAUAUAUACAGGUUUGGUUCCACUGAAAUCAGUGGGACUACUCCUGAUUUAAGCGGUUAGCAAAUUCUCUGUGAAAAGUGCUAUUUCUGUACAGUUAAUAAACCAAGUGGAGCCAUUUUGAAGCCAUUUCUGGAGCCAUUUUUUCCAUCUAGAUGGGACCUGAUCCAAGCAAUAAUACUGUAUGUAGAUAGAUGCACAAGUGAUCAAAUUCAGGUUAGAGUUGGAAUGAGCUGUUUUCUCAGCUCUUAAUUACGUGUCCUGCUGAGUAUUUUGAUGUAAAUAGUUGAGUUUCUUAAUGAAUUCUGUGAAUUCUGUGAAUGGAAAUGUUUUGGGGGCGGGGUGGGGGAUGUACAAGGGAUGAAAUGUGUAACAAUAAAAUAUAAUUAGGGUACUUAAAAGGCUUGUUUGCUUACCAAACUCUUACAAAGUAAAUCAUUUAUCAGAUGCGGUAUAAUCUCCAACAGAAUUUUCAAGUUUAUUGGUACAUUGCAUAGCAAAUACAAUAGUCUUUCUGUUUCUGGAUAUUUUUACUUCUUUCCAGUUGCGACUCUUUAGCUGAGUGACAUUUCUUUAUCAAAUUAAGAAAGCAGGCUUGUUUCACCUUGUUAACUGACUCACCACUACUUUUUUAAAAAAUACAUGGAGAAAAAUCCCUGAAAAUCCCCCAUGGCAAGAAACACUUGGCAAAUAAUGUUGCUAAGUUUGGUAAUCAUUUACAGUGGUAUGGGUAUUUAGGCUAUAGCCCUGAGGUCCCCAGCCUUUUUGGGUGAAUGGGCACAUUUGGAACUUUGAAGGCUUCUUAUGAACACUCUUACAAAAUGUCUGCCAUGGGGCAGUUGCCCAUUCAUAAAAUGGCUGCCAGGGUGAGCAUG